CGUGUGAUUUUGUUCAUUUUGUUGUCAGCUCGGUAUACGCUCAGAAAUUAGGAAAAAAUAAUAAUUUCGUGCAAUCAUCUGCAAAAUACUUGUUUAAAAUUAAAAAACCAAUUUAAUUCAUAUUGGAGAACAUUAGAGUUGGGUGAUGUGUGGAGAGGGGAGCGGUCUUGCCAUUUAAACGAACGAUAGUAUCGAUGCUUGCUGUAGGGAAGAGGGAAGACAAUUUUUUGCUUUUCGCUUUCAUUCAUUCCAGCUGGUGGUGUUUACCAAAGAGCAAGAUCGAGUUACCCAAAGGAGUUUCCCCAAUGUGACGACCCGCGAACAUGUCGAGGUGACACUGCAUGCAAAACCACCUGCGAAUAUAUAAGACGCGAAUUAGAAACAACGCAAAAUGCUGUCCAAGAUCGACGACAGUGUUGACAUAACGCUGAAGAAGGCCGGUUUGUCGAUUAGAUUGGGAGCAAGUGUAGGGACUUGGCUUGUGAUUCUUCUGCCCCUUGCCAUCAUCCUUGGCUCUUUUGUUCAUCCCAGUGCGGAAUACAAUGUUGCAGCAGUGUUUGCCUCCGGGCUUCUUGGGGCAUCGGUGGCCUUGGUAUUGCACCUUCAGGGGUCCAAGGGCCCCACUCUCUCCAAGUUUAAUCCAAUCUUCGUCGGACCAAUAAUUGUCACCGCUCUCCUCUUUUGGCUUAUUUGUCACAAAGGUUUUUUCUUCUGUCUCUCUUCUGGAAUUUUCGCCAGUCUCCCCAUAAGCAUUGGCGUUCCUAUUGCGCUGCAGCACAUUCCUGGCACGUUCACCUUGGGAGAAAUCACGGCUGUCCUCCAAGGAAUACUGCUUUUUCUUUUCACAGCAGUAACAAAUAUUUUGAAUCGAAGCAAAGACAUUCAUUUUGAUUCGAUGGAAAAAUGCACACUUAUUCUUCAGACUGGCUUACUUGGGUUGUCAGUAAUUUGCAUUUUGGUGACUGCUUUUCCGGGACUGAGACAACUGAGGCCCAUUUUGGCCCUAAUUGUUGGAAUAAUGGGUGGAGCAGUUUUGCCAGCACUUUUCAUAAUAUUUAAGGAAAAUCCUAUCUUGUGGAUGUUGCACUUUAUCACUGAUGACAUUCAAAGGGUUUAUUUAUUACUGUACUGGGUGAUGUGCUGUUUCUUUGCCAUUACAUCAGUUCGCGUGCAAGUUCAGAACAAGCAGCACGCCUCGUCGGCAGUUCGAAAAAUUUUCCAUGUGCUCAUCCUUGCAGUUUAUCUCCCAGGCUUGGCGUGGGAGUGCACAUUGCUCUACUUAUCAAGUGGCAUUGCCUUAGCAUUCCUCGUUUUAGUCGAGAUGAUCCGCCUUUUAAAGUUGGGCGCUCUCAGCGACUACUUGCAAGAAGGCUUUAUCGUUUUUGCUGACGAAAAGGAUAGUGGGGGCAUUUCUCUGACCCCGAUAUAUCUUUUGAUAGGCUGCUCUCUGCCCUUGUGGAUCCACCCCACAAGAUGUGCCCUCAGGGCGGCAGUGACUUUACCCGUUCUCUCAGGCCUGGUGUCAGUCGGCUGUGGAGACACUGCAGCCAGCGUUAUCGGCUCUCUUUUUGGCAAAAAUAAAUGGCCUGGUUCUCCAAAAUCAAUCGAAGGAUCGGUCGCGUGUGUUGUUGCUCAGAUAGCUCUUGUCUUCCUACUCUCUUUUAGUGGCAUGUUUCAGCUCACUUGGUUGUUGACUCUACGGAUUAUUUUUGCGUCUGUUGUCAUCACCAUUGUUGAAGCCAAGACGGAUCAAGUUGACAAUGUCGCACUGCCACUCUUGAUGUAUAUUUUGCUUUUGUAAUAAUCAUUCCAAUAUAAAUGAAGCUAAAAACGUGAUGUGCCUGCUGGUGAUUGUAGUAAAUAAUACGUUUUCAAUUAAUCGAAUGAAUUUAUAUGUACAAAUUUUACUUGAUGCAACGAUGGUACAUUUUAAAUUAACUAAAAUAUCAUAUUUUUUGUGUUUGCUUUAUUUUUGUGUGUAAAAAGCAGAUCACAUUUUAUGUUCUCCCAAGAUAUAUGAUAUAAUUUGAGUAAUUCAUAAAGUUGAGUGUGUUUGAAAUUUACUUAAUCUAGAAUCUAUGGAAAAAUAAAAUAUU
This is a messenger RNA of Neocloeon triangulifer, 2096 nucleotides long. It is a transcript of the gene Dolk, whose product is annotated as dolichol kinase. The transcript is spliced from 9 exons. Gene Ontology annotation, biological process: dolichyl monophosphate biosynthetic process. Lineage: Eukaryota; Metazoa; Arthropoda; Insecta; Ephemeroptera; Baetidae. Gene Ontology annotation, cellular component: endoplasmic reticulum membrane. The record is from RefSeq and is a predicted model, not a curated record. The coding region runs from base 392 to 1801 and encodes 469 amino acids. Gene Ontology annotation, molecular function: dolichol kinase activity.